Messenger RNA from Cantharellus anzutake, 2060 nucleotides. RefSeq lists its product as uncharacterized. NCBI's taxonomy places the organism in Eukaryota, Fungi, Basidiomycota, Agaricomycetes, Cantharellales, Hydnaceae. The transcript has 11 exons. The record is from RefSeq and is a predicted model, not a curated record. Bases 1 to 1650 code for a protein of 549 amino acids.
AUGAUGAACGACGUGAAUGGAGAUGGUGUGAAGGUUGGCCCUUCGUCGUACGAGCCACGGGUACGCAAAGGUCGGAUGCUUGUGCUGUAUUUUGACGGGUCGGAUGAUCGUUAUGACUCCACAAACUCAAAUGUCGUCAAGCUAUUCUCGUUUCUUGCGAAGGGUGACCCAAAUCAGCUAGUGUACUACCAGGCUGGUAUUGGAACAUACAACUUGGGCCCUCAAUUUGUUUCGGGUAUAGCUCGAUGGAUCGCGAGAAUUGUCGAUCUUGCUGUUGCUUUCUCCCUCGGUGGCCAUGUGAAGGGUGGAUAUAGGUUCUUACAGGAUCACUACCAGGAUGGGGACCGAAUCUGUUUAUUUGGGUUCUCGAGAGGCGCGUAUACAGCUCGAGCCCUUGCGGGGAUGCUAUACACUGUCGGGCUGCUCCCACCCGGCAUGGCCGAAGAAGUCCAUUUUGCUUAUGAAAUUUAUAAGAAUCAGACGGCAAGCGCGUCGUACAAGCGUGAUUUCUCACGUCAGGUCAAGAUUGAAUUUAUUGGGGUUUGGGAUACCGUGUCGUCCGUCGGAGCACUCAUCCCUCGUAUCCUUCCCUUCUCCAGUGAUAACCACAUCACGAGGACUUUUAGACAUGCUAUGAGUCUGGAUGAACAUCGCGCCGCCUUUCAGUGUAAUCCUUGGCAAAGGACUGUGGAUGGCCAACAGGGGGGUAGUGGGCCUCGCGUAGGGAUUUUGAGGACAAGCUUGUCUAUUCUGUGGAAGACUCUGGCGUUCUGGAACUGGAGAAAGAAUUGGAGGAAAGGGGACCUGGAGAGUGGUGAGGGGCCUACUAAUCCUGAACCACCUACACAUGUGAAGGAAGUGUGGUUUGCUGGUUGUCAUUCAGACGUAGGUGGUGGGAGUGUCGCAAAUGACUCCAAAGUAGCACUCUCUAACAUUCCACUGAGAUGGAUGAUCAAAGAGAUCCUCGAGGCUGACACUGGGAUUAUCUUCAAUGACGAUCCACGUCUCGCUGAGCUUGGAAUUGUUCUGAAUCCACCUCCGAUCGUCACGGCGAAUAUCGCUGAAAGCACCAGCCAUGUAGACGAAACGACACCCUUGCGUCCACGCAUGGAUGUUCAUACUACAACUCAAUACACGGCUCCCGAUUCCACGCUUGAAUUUGUGCUGGAAAACAAGGACAACCUUACAGCUACACGCGAGGCUUUACCCAGAGACACCGAUGCAAGGCUCGAGCUCGAAGAUCUGCCGUCGAGGCAUUUACCUGAUGAUAUUCACGAAGAGGACGUGGUUACUUCCAUGCAUGACGAAUUGAAGGCGGAUCCGCUGUGGUGGAUAUUGGAGUUUCUCCCAUUCUUGCGCUCGAAGCAGAAGGCUGAUGGGGAAUGGGUUAGCUACCCAAGGAUCAACCUCUUCAGAGGCCGCGAAAUUCCUCCUCCACCAGCUGAGGACUCGCCUAAUUCAUCUUCUCAGCCAGGCGAUCAUCGUGGUGUUCACAUUCCUCCUUGUACGCUAUUCCACGUUUCAGUUCAAGCGAGGAUGAAUGCUCCUGCGGAAGUGUGUGGGCAGCGAUCCUGGAGGACGCUGUGGUUGAAGAAGGAACCCUAUGCGCCUAGGGCGAGGCUACAUGGCCCCAUGAAGUUUGUACGGUAGGCGCGUUGAUGGCAGAUGACGUGUUAUGGCUUGGCGAUGGCUUCUCCGUGUGAUUCAAUUUCUGUCGUCGUUCUUUAGUUCUGGGCUGCCUCUUCUCUGUUGUUUGUUCGUGACUUUAUUCGCUCCAAUUUGAAAACAGAUGCGAGUGGGCGCGUUCGAUCAGAUAGGAUAACCCCUACUAGCGUGAAGGCGCGAAUCUCAUAUCCAUGUCGCCUAUGGUGGUGUAUGGUGUUGUAUGGCCCGUUCGUUGGUGCGCAGCCGAGGAUGAUCGGCCGUAUGGCCUUCUAGCAGAGUUUCAUGUAUGCAGGCCAUUUUUAUGACUCGUUUGAUUACUUCUCUCCGUCCAGAGUCUAUCGCGCUUCAGUCAUUAACCCCGGUAACGGCUUGAGGGCAUUGCCUAGAAAGGAAAG